Molecule: messenger RNA, 4832 nt
Organism: Cercocebus atys (sooty mangabey)
Lineage: Eukaryota; Metazoa; Chordata; Mammalia; Primates; Cercopithecidae
Gene: ADPRM
Product: ADP-ribose/CDP-alcohol diphosphatase, manganese-dependent
Exons: 11
Coding region: 5-847 (280 amino acids)
Molecular function (GO): manganese ion binding; CDP-glycerol diphosphatase activity; ADP-ribose diphosphatase activity
Source: RefSeq, a predicted model, not a curated record
GGUUAUGGAUGAUAAACCCAGUCCUGAAGCCCUAAGUGAGAGUUCUUUUUUUCUUUUCUCCUUUGGCGUUAUUGCAGAUGUUCAAUAUGCUGACUUAGAAGAUUUUUUUUAUUUCCAAGGAACCAGGCGGCGAUACUACAGACAUAGUCUUCUUCACUUACUUUUUUUCAUUGAAGACUGGAAUAAUGAAAGCAGCACGCCCUGUUGUGUCCUUCAGCUUUUUUUUAUCAUCGAUGGAUAUAAUGCACAGUAUAAUGCAUCCGAAAAGUCCCUAGAAUUUUUUUUGGACACAUUCAAGAGGCUUAAAGUGCCAGUUCAUCAUACAUGGGGAAACCACGAAUUCUAUAACUUCAGUAGAGAGUAUUUAACACACUCUAAACUUAACACUAAGUUUUUUUUUGAUCAGAUCGUACAUCAUCCCGAGACCAUGCCUUCAGAGGAUUAUUAUGCUUUUUUUUUUGUACCAUUCCCUAAAUUCCGGUUCGUUUUACUUGAUGCGUAUGACUUGAUUUUUUUGGGCAUGGAUCAGUCUUCUCCAAAAUACGAGCAGUGUAUGAAGAUAUUGAGUUUUUUUAAUCCAAAUACGGAACUGAAUAGUCCUCAAGGACUUUCUGAGCCCCAGUUUGUCCAGUUUAAUGGAGGAUUCAGCCAAGAACAGCUAAACUGGUUGAAUGAAGUGCUUACAUUCUCUGACACAAACCAAGAAAAGGUGGUGAUUGUGAGCCCUGAGAUGUGUCCAGUGUCGUCCGCGGGCUGGACGUUAAGGCAGGGGCCAGGGCUGCGUCUGCUGAAGUCCCCCGGGAAGUUCCACGCAAGGAACCAGCCCCUUCCAGGGCCCUUAACGUAAAAGCCGUGCUCCAAGUCCUCUCCUGACUUCUAGUCACUUCCAUGCUGCCAGCAGAGGGCAUGGGAUUCUUCCUGAGGAGCCUGAGUCUCAGCUUUGCCGGGUCCUUGCUGUGUGACCUUGGAUGACAAUCCCAUGGCUCAGAGAGUGUAACCUGGCCAACAUCACCCAGCUAACAAGUGUUGAAGAUCAGAGUGGGACUGACUGCUCACCUCCUUCUACAUCAUUUACUAGCAGGAAAGAGAAAAAGGAGAUAGAAGAAGGUGGAGUAAGGGGAAAGAUAAGAACUGGAAAGCUGAACCACAGCCCAGACCCAAGCAGGAGAAAGAGCAAGAAAUGCCUAUGAGAAAGCCGGAAAGAAACCCCUGGAAUUUGGAAGAAAAUGUCUAAAAGGUGAUUUUCAGGAGAUGCCUGGAAGAUGUUCUCUGGGACCCUCCCUCAAGACUCCUAAGUAACCACAUUGGCAAAUGCAUCUUGCAUUUUGUUUGCUCCAACUUUGUCUUGGUUUUGCUUUCGUGGGAACUGAGAAAAAGACUGAGUUACUCAUCAGGAUAGGUGUGGUCCGAAACAGAUACCACUUGGUAAAUGUAGUGACAGAUUUAGUAGCAGGACCCUGGAGAUGAAGGUUUCUAGGCUUGUGCUUCUGAAGUCUUAGGGACCUGGGGAAGGGUCUGGAAGCUCAGAGACUGUGGAACCAUGGGAUAUCAGGGCAUCAGUAUCUGGCACUUGUUCUACGACACUCUCUACUUGUAUAACAUUGGGCUGGUUUCUUUAAUGUUCUGCUUCUGUUUUCUCACCUCUAGACUGAGGAUGAUAGUAUCUUCUUCCUGGGAUCCUUGGGACAUAUCUAAUGAGAAAUGGAGACAUCAUACAAGACAUAGAACCUGGCACACACACUCAUACGUGUCAACUCUCAUUAUUUUAGAUGUCAUUGGGUUGUUAUUGUUAUUGCCUUUGUUGUUCCCAGUAGCUGACAUUUGGGUAGCACUGGCCUGGUGGACUGGAAGCAACACAGGACUGAGGAUCAAAAAGCCAGCGUCUGGUCUUGGCUCCUCCCUAAACAGACAUGCGACCUUGAGGAAGUCACUUUGCCCUUCCAGGCUUCAGGCUUCCUCUUCCUCUUUUAACAGAAGAAAUUCCACAAGACUUUCUCUGAGGGUUGUUUAUUCCCUUCAACCUGUAGGAGGCACCAUGGCCCCACAGCUCCCAGCCCCACAAAGCCUAUUGUGACAUCGGAGGAAGCAGCCCUGGGUUGUAGUCCACAGUCCACUCAGAAAUCCAUUUUCCCCACUCAGCAUAACACUGAAGUGAGACUGACUUGGUGUGUUUGUUUACACCCCUUGGGAAGUUAUUUCCCUUUUCACUUAAUUACCUGAUAUCCAGACAUUGCUGUGCAAAAUUCGCCUCAAAUACAUUUUGUAAAGUCAUCUAGACUCACUCAUUUGGUGCUUUGAUUAAAAUGUGCAAUCUUCCCCAGGCUUCAGCACCUCGUUAAAUAAUUGCACCUCCAGUAAGAAAGUAAACAGCACACUCCGGGGGCACAGAGAACAAGAUGAAUGUGGUGCACAUCCAGCAGAUAUUUUAUACUCCAUCCCCCAGGCAAACACAUAACCUCUGGCUUAAGGGCUGGAUGGAUGCUGGCUUUAAUUGCUCUCUUUUUGCAAUCUUUUUGGGCAGGAGUAUGAUCUAGAAGCAGAGCAGAAUCUCCUCUGCCCGCCCUUUCCUGGCUCAGUGUCUGCUUAACUUGGGCCCAGCCCUGGCGGAAGGACCAAGGAUUGGUUGUUCACUGGGAACCUGGCUCAUCCCCUAGCAGCAACUUUGCAUUCAAAGUGCGAGGGGCAAGGGGCUGGAUACAGAGCUCAUUUCCUAGAGGGUGUUGCAGCGCUGUUGAGGGAUUGGCAGCUUUGAAUCAAGUCCCACCUUUCUCAUUAAUUCUUGAUGUUGACCUUGAGCAUUUCACUUUACCUUUUCUGACUUUCAUUUUCCCCCUGCCUCUUUUAUAAAAUGAAUCUGGGGUACGACUAUGGGAGGGAGUGGCUGAGUUAGGAUGGAGGAAAAAAAUCAGUGGAAAAGAUGAGGUCAAGGAACUGAUUCACAAAGCCUAUGAUGGUAGGUGAUGAUAAUGACCAAUGGCACAAGGAGCCACCUUUGAGCUCCAGGAUAGGAAGCUCGAUUCAAGAUGAUGUCCCAACCACCAUGGUCCCAAAAAAGGCUGAAGGAUGCUGGUUGGUGAGGGUGUUUGUGGAAAGUUCUUUUCCCUGGCAUUACAACUCCAAGGUAUGGGAAUUGAGGAUCUAACCACCAGGCUGGCGUAGAUUCUUCUUGAAUUUUUCUUCUUGUUCUGUAGGGAAUGGCAAGGAACCUGAGGAACCAGAGUGAGGAAAACCUGGACCAUCUGAAACCUUUCUCAUUUGCUCCCUAACUAUCCAUGCCUCCAUCCAACCACCCAUCCAUCAUUGAUCAAGCUCUCGCUAUGUCUAUACUAUAGAAGAUCCUGGAACACUGCAGGACGCCAGUGGCCAUAUGCUGAGUGGAACCAGUAGGGAUGAUGUGCACAUGGUCCAGAGAGAACGGGACAGUAGGACUCAGGGAUACAGUAGGACUUUGGGGUGAAAGAGCAGGAUGUGGCAUCUGUGUCAGGUGGAACAAAGUCUCCAAGCAUAAAAUGAUGCUGAAAAGAAAUGAAAUGAAAGGAAGACGAGCCAAACCAUGAAAGUUAAUACUGGCAUUAUGAAAAGUAUUGCUAUGAAUCCAAUUUAUUUAAUUAUAAGUGUUUUUAAUUAAUUUCAAAAGAAGAUGGCCAUCCCCAUCAGUGUUUGGCAGAAUGCCUACGUUUGAGGAUGAAGAAAAUAUUGUGUGUGUGCACAUGCGCAUGUAAUGCUUUCACGAUGAAAAACGACUUCAAUCAUCAAUUCGAAAUCCUGUUCAAAGUGAAAUCACAUUUGCAUGACAAACAACACAGCAUCUACCAAUUAGAAUCAUGUUUACUUGGCAGAAAGAACAUUCGUGAAACCAACACCAGUGUCACAGCCACAGAGGAGAAUUGCAUUUUAUUCGUCUUUUUCGUUCUAGCAUAAAACAUAAAAGGUACUCAACUGGUGUCUAAAGAAUGAACGAAUGUAUCAUUUAAUAAAUGACGAACACACAGAGGAAAGAACACGUAGGAGCUGUCUGCAGAAGGCUCAGGAGUCGGGGAGAAGAGCUGGAUGCAGAGGGAAGAGAGCAAGAAAAAACUGGAGCCUUGGUGGCCUUCACAAGUCAUGCUUCUGUUCUGCCCUCCCAACCUCUUGAAAAUGUCUCUUUUGUCCAACUCCAAUGUGGAACCGCACAGGCUGCAUCCAGGUGGUGUCUCAGACCAAGUGAAUACAGGGAGAGUGACCCAAGAUAGCGAGAGAGAAGCAUGAUGUAUUAAUUAUCUAUUACUGCAUCACAAAUUGCUGCAAAAUUUAACGGCUUGAAACAACAAAGACUCAUUAUCUCAUUGUUCCUGUGGGUCAAGAAUCUGAGCCUGGCUUAUCUGGGUGCCUCUGACUCAGGAACUCCUACCAGGCUGAAUCAAGGGGUUGGCUGGAGCUAUAGUCAUCUCAGGGUUUGGCUAGUGGAGAAUCCACAUCCAAACUCACACGGCGUUAGCAGGCUUCGGGUUCUUACUGGUCAUUGGCCAGAGACAUUGUUUUCUUGACGUUGGGUUACUCACAAUAUGCCAUCUGGCUUUUUUCAGUGGGGGACUCCAGGAGGGAAUAUAGGGAAGAAGAGGGAAGGAGAGAGAAAGAGAGAAAAAAGAGAGAAAGAGAAUAUGCUUUUUUAAAAACCUAAUCUUGGAAGUGACAUCCAUCAUUUUUGCCUUAUUCUGUUUGUUAGAAGGGAGUCACUAAGUCCAGCCCACGUUCUGUAAGAGGACAUAACACAAGGAUGUAAACACCGGGAGUUCUUCAGGUUAUUUUGUUUUAGAUGUCUCCCUCCGGUUUUGAUUUUUGGUACAGCCUGC